AUGUAUACGCCCACCUUCCCUUUCUCUCUCUCUCUCUCUCUCAGUAGCAAACAAUUCAUCCAUCAUCUCCUUCAACUUCAAGCAAUGGCCUCUUCAUCCUCCGUCUUCCGUGCUCUCUUCCUCUUUCUCUGCUGUUCUUUCUUCGUCGACGCGCGAUAUCGUUACUCGGUAUCAUCUAUCAUCUCUGAAGAUCUUUACAAAUCCAUGUUUCUACAUAAAGAUGACAACGCCUGUCCUGCUAAGGGAUUCUACCCUUACUCUGCCUUCAUUGAAGCCGCAUGUCGAUUCCCCAAGUUUGGUACCACUGGAGAUGUAGAUACUCGCAAGCGCGAAGUCGCAGCUUUCCUGGCUCAGAUCUCACAUGAGACUACGGGAGGAUGGGCGACUGCGCCCGACGGGCCCUAUGCGUGGGGAUUGUGCUUCAAGGAAGAGAUAAGCCCCGGGAGCAGCUACUGUGACCCUACCAACACGGAAUGGCCUUGCUACCCUAACAAAUCCUACCAUGGGAGAGGACCUAUGCAACUCUCAUGGAAUUACAAUUACGGCCCAGCAGGUGAGGCCUUGGGCUUUGACGGGCUAAAAGACCCAGAAAUCGUCGUUAACAAUUCCGUUAUCGCCUUUAAAACCGCACUCUGGUUUUGGAUGACGCCAAGAAAACCCAAACCUUCGGCACACAACGUCAUGGUUGGGCGUUACAGGCCCACUAAGGCUGAUCUGCAGGCCAACAGAACGGCUGGGUUUGGGCUGGUGACCAAUAUCGUCAAUGGUGGCCUUGAGUGUGGAAUCCCUAAUGAUGCUCGAGUCAACGAUCGAAUUGGCUUCUUUAAGAGAUAUGCUCGGUUGCUUAACGUGGAUGCUGGGCCUAAUUUGGAUUGUGCGUAUCAACAGCAUUUUUGAUUUGUACGUUAUGUGUUUUGUGUACUUUUUAUUUUCAUUUUUACACUGAGCUUGUUGAUCUUUGAUGUAUUUGAAUUGAUGAUGAAUAAUAAAGAAAAGAUUUGAUUGUAUCUGA
Molecule: messenger RNA, 1012 nt
Organism: Asparagus officinalis (garden asparagus)
Lineage: Eukaryota; Viridiplantae; Streptophyta; Magnoliopsida; Asparagales; Asparagaceae
Product: chitinase 10-like
Exons: 3
Coding region: 1-897 (298 amino acids)
Biological process (GO): cell wall macromolecule catabolic process; carbohydrate metabolic process; chitin catabolic process
Molecular function (GO): chitinase activity
Source: RefSeq, a predicted model, not a curated record